AAUUUGUAGGCGUGUCCAACAUUGUAAAAGUAAAUAAAAAUUCAUAACACAGAACUAACGCUCUCAAAUCUUGCAAAUUUUGUCAAUUUUGUUUGUCGCUCAAUCAUAUCAAUGGAUUGAAGUUUUUCUUUGAAUUUAUUCACGAUGAAAUAGAAAUUAAGAAUGUAAGGAUGCAUCUUGACCUUAACUUUCGCCCGUUUCCCUGCCAACGCAGAACUUCAACGUUCAAAGCACAUUGAUUUGCAAUAAGAAGUUUUAGUGGAAAUGAGGACCAAGAAUUUUGUCGUCCUCUUGGUUUGCAUCAUUUGCACCAGUGUGUACCUGUGUUUGUUUGGAAGCCAACGACCGACCAUCGAGAACAUAGUUUCUCAAACGCACAAGCAACUCAACAAUUUGAAGUCAUUCAAAGAAAAUUUGAUCGACAUUGAGGAAAAAACUUUGGAAGUAGAUCCGAAAUACUUAAACCUAGUCGGGCUACAGAAAGACACACCGGUAAAAUACUACCCAUCGAGUGCUUGGACAAACUCCAGCUUGCCUGUCAUCGUGACAUCUGUGACAUACGACGAGGAAUUUGAUGCGAUCGGGUUUGUACGUAACGCACACCAUUUUGCACCAAAUCAUACAGUGAUGGUGUACAAUUUAGGGCUGGGCCAAGCAGAGCUGGAAAAUGUUUUAAGGCAUUGUAAUCACUCUAGAUGUGUUGUCAUUAUGUUUGACCUCAGGCAGUUUCCAUCUCAUGUUGAUGAUAAUAAAUUACAUGCAUACAGACCACUCAUCAUUGCUGAUGCAGUAAUCAGGGCUGGUGCGGUCAUUUACAUGGACAGUGACCAGCGUCUAACGAGCGGCCGUCUCAGCUCUCUGCUUGCGCUGGCCGAAAAGGGAGGUGGCGUCGUGAGCUGGCCCACAAGACACGCGACCUCCACUCUGACCCAUCCCAAGAUGUUUGAUUUUUUCCACACAACGCCUGACAAUUUCCUCUUUGUGCCUAUGGUGCUUUCCUCCCGUCUAGUCGUUCUCAACACAAAACUUGUGCAAGACAAGUUCCUCGUGCCGUGGGUACAGUGCGCACUCACCGCUGAAUGCAUCGCCCCCGUAGGCUCUCAGUCGUCUGGUUGCAGAUUUGACAAGAAACCGCAGUACCGGUACUCAGGGUGCCACCGGUAUGACAAUUCCGCUCUCAACCUGGCACUGGCCCUGGCCUUCAACUUUGACGACUCAAAGUACUCCUACUCGGGGAAGGAGUCAUUCUUCAGGAUAGCAAAGAGUAGUUCGGAAACAACUGCAAAUUUAACGGAUGUGUUGGACAAUUGAGUCUUUUUUAAGUAAUUUAAUUUGUGGUCACUAGAAAAAUUUACUUGGAAUUUCCUUCAUUACAUUCUAUUUUCUCUUUGACCAUCGACUGAUGACACCGAAACUCUAAAUGAUUAUGACAAAAUUCAGUGUUGUCCUAGUUUGCUAAAUUCCCUUGUAAUUUCCCUUUUGCGUCCUGUAAUGGGCAGCUGAAAAUUCAUCAUUUUUAAACACUAUUGUUCAGCAUCAUUUUGCACUUUCAAAAAGUGCACGGUACUGAUUUUCGUAAACUAAAUUUGUGAUUCUGUAUCUCCUUUGAAUCUUGAUUGUACAGUGUGAAUUUCCAACAAUAGUCGUAAGGAAUCUUACCGUUUCAAGCUCACUUUGAAAGUGAACUCCAUUCACUAUGGAGCUCAUUUAUAAGAAACAUUUUUGCACAACAAAUUUCAUAAUUUUAUUUUCAUUGGAUAAAUAUGUAAAUUAGUCGUGAAGAAGUGGAUUUCAGGAAUAAUUAUUCAUAUUGAUUGGAUUGAUAUUUCGGCAUUUAAUUCUACAAUUUCAAAUUGUUGGAUUUGCUUCAGCCAAUUAUUAAAUUAUUUUUGCUCUCAACAAAAAUUUAGUUCAUCAAUUGGAGACCCAAGACGUGAAAGAGAACAAAUUGUGAAAAAGUGAUAAAAUGAUAAGAAUUAAUAAAGAUAAAUUAAA
Molecule: messenger RNA, 1995 nt
Organism: Neocloeon triangulifer
Lineage: Eukaryota; Metazoa; Arthropoda; Insecta; Ephemeroptera; Baetidae
Exons: 7
Coding region: 265-1311 (348 amino acids)
Source: RefSeq, a predicted model, not a curated record